AUGUUCAAUUUUAAAUAACAUGAAGUCGGUUUAAUUCUUUUUGGUUUAGAUUAAAGUUUAUAAUAAGGAAAUACCAUGUAUAUAAGAUAAAUGGGAAAACCCGAUAUGGAUUUUUUAAAAAACGUAAUGGAACUAGAAAGUUAUUCAGAAAAUAAAUCUGAAGGUGGAGAUAUAUUUGAUGCCUUGGAACAAUCAUUAAUUACAAUCGACGAAUAUGUAAAGAAGAAAAAAUAUGAGAAAAAAAUAUAUGUUUUUACUGCUGGAUGUGGAAAAACAGAUUACAAUAGUUAAUAAUUAGAAGACUUAGUUAGUAAAAUUUAAUAAGUAAAUGCAAAAAUUAAUAUUAUAGCAUUUGAUUUUUUGAAAAAAUAUAACCCAGAAAAUGAGGAUUUAGACUUAGAAUUGACAAAACUAAAUGAAGAUGACGAUACAUAAACUAAAGUACAAAAUUUAAACCAAAAAUUGCUUUUAGCAAUUAAAAGAGAAAUACCUUCUCAAGUAUAGUUUUACCCAUCUUCUAUUGCCCUUUUAAUUUAGAAAUAAUUCCGUUCGAAAGGUUAUGCUCCUAGAGUUAAAUAUAGAGGCACCUUCGAAAUUUCAAACUUUUUAAAAUUCGAUAUUUAGAUGUAUACGAAAACUUCAGAAGAUAAACUUCCUGGUUUGAAGUAAUAUUCAUAGACUGUAGAAUUUGAUAAAAAUGAAAAAUCAGGCCUGAUAGAAAAAGAAGUUCUUAGGUAUGUAUAAGAAGACCCUAAUAUGUAGCCUGUAGAUAAGGAAAAUGUAGGAAAGGCUUAUCAUUAUGGGAAAUAAUUAGUACCUUUGUCGAAUAUUAUGGAAUAGGAAAUAAUUACCAACAGGGGAAAGCGUGAGGGAUUUUCAGUUUAAUUCUUUGAAAGAAAGUACUGUUGAACAAUAAGAGGUGGUUUCUGAGUUGAUUGAGAAGAUGGAUUUGUGUAAAAAUGAUUAAGAAGAGAUCUUAGAUAUAAGAAAUAUAUAUAAUCCAACUAAAUAGUAUUUCUAUUAGUGUGUUUUUCAUAGAGUUUUUGAUCCAGAAGGGGAGUUGCCGGUUAUGGAUGAGAAUAUAAAGGAAUAUAUGAGUCCAGAAGUGGAAUUAGAGGAGGAUAUUUUAAAGAAAAUUAAGGAUAGUUUUAAACUAGAGAUCUUGAAAAAAAAGAAAGAAGGGGAAUAAUUUCAGGAAGAUGAAAAUGGGAAGAAAGUUUUCUGGAAAGACCUUUUAGAAGGAGAAAAAAACUAAAAAAUAGAAGAUAUUUAAGAAAAUAUUUAAGAAAAUGAAGAAAUUUUGGUUUAGAAAAAGUUCACAUUUGAUGAUGGAAAUGAUUAUGUGAAAAAAAUAU
Ichthyophthirius multifiliis is the source of this 1355-nucleotide messenger RNA. Its product is annotated as ku70 ku80 beta-barrel domain protein. The record is from RefSeq and is a predicted model, not a curated record. Gene Ontology annotation, molecular function: telomeric repeat DNA binding; double-stranded DNA binding. Lineage: Eukaryota; Ciliophora; Oligohymenophorea; Hymenostomatida. Gene Ontology annotation, cellular component: Ku70:Ku80 complex. The transcript is spliced from 3 exons. Gene Ontology annotation, biological process: cellular response to X-ray; double-strand break repair via nonhomologous end joining; telomere maintenance.